CGGUUUCCAGGGCUCUUUGCAAAUCUUUUAUGAUCACUUUACUUUGGGGAGUGACCUUGGCAUUCUUGAAUACUCUCUUUUGGGUUCUCAGAGGCUAAGAACUUACUUUCCCAUGGUUUUUAUCAUUGGUUGUGGAUAAGUGCAUCUCAGAAGAAGGAACCGUUUCUUGUUCCUGCUUAUUUUAUGUGGCAGAGAAUUCUGAAGAAGCAGAGAGACAAGAAGUUUCUAUGUGAGCUGUUUGUACACUCUGGCCCCUUAACCCGAAUGCAGGGCAGUGUGUUCGGAUAGAAGAGGUGGAGGGCCGGCAGCUGAAAGACUUGGGUUCUCAAUCUAGCGGUCUCACAGACCCUCUGUGAGCCCUGGCCGUUAUUUAUCCUCUCUCAGUUUUCAGUUUCUCCAGCUGUCAAAUGAGCUUCAUCAUAUUGGUUCUACUUGCCCACUAGGGUUACUGUGAGAAUAAAAUAAGGCAAUAGACGUGAAAAAGCCCUGGAAAGUUAAGACGGUUAUAGAAAUGCGCUGUUGUUUGUUACAUGUCUAUUACAGGAGUCACUGAUACAGGUCUGUGGAUUAUAAAUGAUUUUGUCCACGGCUUGAUGCUUUGCUGUUAUCUUGCUAGCUGUCUCUAUGUAACACUUUUAUGUAGCAGUGACUCUAGUCUAGGAUCUAGUUAUCUUGCUCUUCUUCAGAUGCUCUGUCACCUACAUUUUGUGUUACCUGACUGUCAGAGUGAGCCUUAGCAUUGUUUCUGAGUUACUUGAAUAGGAUGGAUUUGUUUGAGCAGUAGUGCUCCAAUUUGGUUGUCCUUUGGAGUUGGUGGCUGGGUCCCACCCCCAGAGAUGUUAAUUUAAUUAGAAUGGGUACAUCUUGGACACUUGGAUUUUUAAAAGCUCCCUAGGUGAAUCUGACGUGCAGCAAAGUUUGAGACCCACUGUUAGACAUAACCCCGAGCAGGGCUGUAUAGCAUUGAACUACACGAGGCCAAGGGCAAGAGCGUCGGACCCUUCUUGGCUCAGUGUCUUCCCAGAGGCGUAAUACUUAAGCACUGGCUAUGGGGGCAGCUUCCUGCCACUGAAUUUCACUCUUGCCCUGAAAUCAAAAUGAAAUAGCGGAAAGAUGAGAACCCAAGAUGACAACUGGGGGCUUGGCUUAUCAGAGGAGGGGAAGCUAUUGGAGAUUUCAGGGUUCCUUGGUGAACUCAGAAGUGUCCACACCCCUUUUCUUUUGGCUAUGUACUAAUACUAGUACUUUCAGAGGAUUUCCCAGAAAUUGAAAAUGGAAGCUGAAAAUAAUUGUUGCUCAAGAGCCAGAGCAAUCUACUGGGUUUUUUUGUUUGUUUUUGAACAAUCUCCGUGGAGGGCCUCUGCCUGAACUGGCCUAUCUACUCUUCAUUCCCCUCGUUUUUCACGGUGAAGCUUAACUAGGAGCCUCUCUAAACCAAAUACUUACUCUAGUUUCUCUUUGAAAGUGUUCAACUGUUUAGAACACUGAAUUAUCCAGUUACUUCUGUCUCUACUCCCCCCCCCCCAAGGUUUUGAUACAAAGUUCAAAAGAAAAACAGGAGUCUGUUUAGUGCCCACCUCCUUCGUGUUUUUCAACCAGAGGCUGUCUCUGGGGCUGGGGGUGUCUCCUUUGGUGGAUUUCUGUCCUUGGCUGAGGGCCUGACACUGGUGGGGGCAUAGCUUAUCCCUUCUCGUGGGAACUCUGGGUUGCCCCUCAGCUUGGCAUAGGGCCAAGUCUAGCUAAUUAGAGUUGUUUGUAGCAGAUGUUAAUUAUUCCUGGAGACCUUUGCAUGAUGACUGAGGUUAUCUUUUUCUUUUGUAAUGAAUGAGGCUUUGACCUUUCUUGAGAUCCCAGCUUGUUAGAGUCGUUCUCUCAGAGGGGUGAUCAUAAUUGCAGAUGAGUAUUAAUUCAGCCACCUCUACCCUGGACGCUGAGAUCUUUUGCUGGGCAGGUACAGGAUCACAGCAGUCUAACAUGAAGUGCUCUCGUCUUUUCCAACCUUGGGAUGCUAUCCUGUUUCUGUUGGGAGACGGUGACUGAUUGGGAGCCGUGUUUCCUGAGAGACUGGGAGUUGCAGGUGCACUUCCGAAUCCACGGGCAAGGGAAGAAGAACCUGCACGGGGAUGGCUUGGCCAUCUGGUACACCAAGGAUCGGAUGCAGCCAGGGCCUGUGUUUGGAAACAUGGACAAAUUUGUGGGGCUGGGAGUAUUUGUAGACACCUAUCCCAAUGAGGAGAAGCAGCAAGAGGCCCAGAAGAGGCGGUAUUCUCCAGGAGUCCAGCGGGUGUUCCCCUACGUCUCAGCCAUGGUGAACAACGGCUCUCUCAGCUACGAUCACGAGCGGGAUGGGCGGCCCACAGAGCUGGGGGGCUGCACAGCCAUCGUCCGCAACCUCCACUACGACACCUUCCUUGUGAUCCGCUACGUCAAGAGGCACCUGACGAUCAUGAUGGACAUCGACGGCAAGCACGAGUGGAGGGACUGCAUCGAGGUGCCGGGGGUCCGCCUGCCCCGGGGCUACUACUUUGGCACCUCGUCCAUCACGGGCGAUCUCUCAGACAACCAUGAUGUCAUUUCCCUGAAGCUGUUUGAGCUGACGGUGGAGAGGACCCCGGAAGAGGAGAAGCUGCAUCGGGACGUGUUCCUGCCCUCAGUGGACAACAUGAAGCUGCCUGAGAUGACAGCCCCGCUGCCUCCCCUCAGCGGCCUGGCCCUCUUUCUCAUCGUCUUUUUCUCCCUGGUGUUUUCCGUCUUUGCCAUUGUCAUCGGGAUCAUACUCUACAACAAAUGGCAGGACCAGAGUCGGAAGCGUUUCUACUGAGCGCCCCCUGCACCCGCGACCUGUGUGACUGUGCCCUAGGCGGUGUGGGAGCAGCCACGCUGACCUACCCACCCGGCCGGGUGGGCCUUCUGUCGCCAGCACUUAGUCAGGGAUGCGGGUCUGUCACUAGAGCUGUGCGGGCAGGGACGCUGGCUCCCCCCGUCACCUGUGAGGACAGCCAACUCUGGCUCAGGAAGCCUCCCCCGGGUGACGCUACUGCGAUGUGCCUUUUCCCAAGGUCCCGCCACUUGGGAGUGAAGAGGGCUGGCGAGAACCUGGGCCGCCGUGAUGCCAGAACCACUGGAAGGAGUUACCGAGCCCAGGCUGCCUUGCUGUUGGGCUCACAGGGCCCUUGGGCUUCACUUGUAAGUCUUCAAGGACUAGAAACUGGUGACGCCUCACACCUUCUGGCCAGCCAGCCACUGGUUUUUGCUUUUUGUCCAAGCCCCUGUCCACCUGAGGCACUUUCCUUGGAAAUCUGGAUGGAAAUCUCUUCCCUGCCUCUCCCUCCUUCCAUCAUUCUCUGCAGAUGCAAGCUGAGCUGGAAAAGACACCUGGCUGCCUGUCCGUUAGGGCCUGGGACUACAGGACACACUCGGGUGUCACUGACCCUCGUUAGGUGGCCAUGGGGAAGGGGCAUUCUGCAGGGGCUUGCCACUCUGGCUUUUGUUCUUGAGGGUGGAUCUUGGUUCUGUUGCUGUGUUUGUGACACUCCCAGUUAGGCCUCUUUAGGCCCCCGGUCAGAUGUGUGAAGUCGAGAGACGCUUGGGAGAUGUCACGGGUGCUGUGGGACUAACUGUGAAACUGCUUCACGUUUUGACACCGAAUGCAACCUCUACCAUGUGACCUGAGGACGUGGAAAUGUUUCUGGAUGCUCCAGAGCCUGCUUCGCUGCAUGUUUUGUGUUCAUGACUUUUGGAAUCCUACUUAGAGUGUCAAGAUGUAAGGAACAUUUCUACUAUAGCCUCAGUUUGGAUGCUCCCCAAAGAGGAACUCUUGCCUCCCUUUCUUAAGUGAUGGGAAAUGGUGGUUGUAAAUCUGGGAGCAGUGGAUCCCCGUCACCUGUGCCUGGAAGAGUUCAGUGUUGUUUGAGCAGCAGAGCCUGAGCGCCCUCCUCUCUGGGCCAGCCCUGAUGCCACUGCCUUACCUGGCGAGGAGUCGGGCGCUGCUCGCCUGUGCGCCCUGUGAUUCUGCUGCUGACAGGUGGGGCUCUCCCUGGAGGGUCUGGACUCAGCUCUCCUAGCCCUGCGCUUCUGUAGUCCGAGGGAAAGUCUUAAUGUGGCUGAUGAAAACCAAACAUGA
Capra hircus (goat) is the source of this 4123-nucleotide messenger RNA. RefSeq names its product lectin, mannose binding 2 like (gene LMAN2L). NCBI's taxonomy places the organism in Eukaryota, Metazoa, Chordata, Mammalia, Artiodactyla, Bovidae. Gene Ontology annotation, molecular function: D-mannose binding. The transcript is spliced from 8 exons. Gene Ontology annotation, cellular component: Golgi membrane; COPII-coated ER to Golgi transport vesicle; endoplasmic reticulum membrane. Gene Ontology annotation, biological process: endoplasmic reticulum organization; endoplasmic reticulum to Golgi vesicle-mediated transport; Golgi organization. The record is from RefSeq and is a predicted model, not a curated record. Bases 2006 to 2821 code for a protein of 271 amino acids.